Molecule: messenger RNA, 1354 nt
Organism: Aspergillus fijiensis CBS 313.89
Lineage: Eukaryota; Fungi; Ascomycota; Eurotiomycetes; Eurotiales; Aspergillaceae
Exons: 1
Coding region: 355-1089 (244 amino acids)
Source: RefSeq, a predicted model, not a curated record
AUUCAGUCGAAUUCUCCUCUUCCAAAUUAUUUCGGUGGAGAGCUUAAACGGGUUGCUUCUCCUUAAAGCUCCAUAAAACAGCGUGCACUUCUUCGGCCCCUCAGCCUUCCACACAAUAUGCUCGCGCGAAACAUUGUCUCUUUGGUUCUUUCUAUGAUAGCUGGAAUUGUUUCUCUGGGAUCUCUUUUCGGUUCAUGUCUGAUGAGACGGCCAAAGCAUAAUCCAAAAGCAAUACCGUUCAAAUCGUUUUUCACCUUCCUUUUAAGUCAAUUAAUGUAUCGACCCACGUGGUGAAUUUCAUAUACCGGUCAGGAAUGUCCUUGGCUGACAAUCCAUUCUAGAUAUACAGCAUCUAUGACAUAUUGGCAAUACAGGAUUUUUAGAGGAAAAUCAGCAAGCAGCGCCAUAUUUUUCGUCACUCAAAUCUGCGAAUAUGUGCAGAGUAUCCUUAUCCUGAGUAUAUUUCAUCGGCUUAUACAUGCCUACAAGGCGCAGAAUCGAAACGAGACCACAAAGACGAUUCUUCCGUCAAAAGUACACGGCAGUACUUUGGUGCUCCUGAUUUUUAUUUCUACCGCGUAUUUGACCACCCAGGCAAUGUCAAGUUUUGGAUCCGACGAAGACUAUGAUUGGAAUUUGACUCAACGGCUCCAACUUGCGUGCGACGGCCUCAUUUUAAUCGCAUCCCUAGAUAUCAUGUUCAAAAUAUUCACAGUUAUCCGCGAAUCGAAAAACGCCAAAUGUUCUUCUAUGGUGCGUUGCUCUCCAUGGCUUGCUAGUUGCAUCGUUGAGGUGCUGAUGCUGACGGACAAACAGAAUGGAGCUCCCUCUCUCGCUGUUGGGGGGUUCUUCCUUUUUACCUACAGUCUAUUUCUUCUCGUUAUGGAUAAUAUGAAAUCAAGCACGCAGGAAAAAAUCAUAUCGAUCCAAGAAAUAGUGACGGCUAUCUGCACAAUGGGGCAAUGCAUAGGCAUUGUCCAUUGUUGCAUGCAGCAGCAUAGAUUAGGGGUCUAUGGCCUACGCAGCCCAUCCUCUGCGGACGAUGAGCGAGCGCACAUACUUACGGCCUCUAAUGAGGGAAUGCUCUAGGCAGAAGCUGUCUAGUUGUUCUGGUCUGUUUAAUUUUGAAUCUCAUGUAGCAAUAAUGUGAAGGAAUGUGAAGGUGUGGCAGUUGAGUUUAUAACAUUGCAGUAAUCGAAGAGAAUGAUAUCAUGGGCUUGGUAUUUUGAUCCAGGAAUUGACUGUGUUCCUAUACAUUGGUAGUUCGAUUAAGAGAGCCUUCAGGUCAAACAUGGCUAUUGCGGACUCCAUCUUCCCCUCCUCAAAUUGAAUGCAUCGUACAAUCCGGGCGGCA